GGCCGGACUUUGCGCCGCGUCGGGCGCUGCUGCUGCGCGCGGGGCCGCGCUUGUGGCCAGCGGCGGCAAGGUAGCGGGCGGGGAAGAGGGCGGCGAGGGCCGGCCGGGACCCCGGCCCAACAUGGCUGAAGUCACCAUCGACCAGUCCAAGCUGCCGGGAGUCAAGGAAGUGUGCCGAGACUUUGCUGUCUUAGAGGACCACACCCUGGCCCACAGCCUGCAGGAACAAGAAAUCGAGCAUCAUUUGGCAUCGAACAUUCAGCGGAACCGCUUGGUCCAACAUGAUCUCCAGGUGGCUAAGCAGCUUCAGGAGGAAGAUCUGAAAGCUCAGGCUCAGCUCCAGAAGCGCUACAAAGACCUUGAACAGCAAGACUGUGAAAUUGCUCAGGAAAUCCAGGAGAAGCUGGCUAUCGAGGCAGAGAGACGACGCAUUCAGGAGAAGAAGGAUGAGGACAUAGCUCGCCUUUUGCAAGAAAAGGAGUUACAGGAAGAGAAAAAGCGGAAGAAACACUUUCCAGAAUCCUCUGGAUCCAGUGUUUAUGGAGAUAGUUACUAUUACGAAAAUGGAGACCAGCCACAGUCCAGGAGGGCAAGGGAAUUGGGUUCUGGAGUCUCAAAGUCAUGUAGACUCCAAAGUGAUGGAAACACUGUGAAGCAAAGGAACAAGAAACCCAAACAUCCAAUGGAGAAGUUGGAAGAACUAGAAGAUCAUUGUUCAUCAGGGAAAUGUCUGUCAUCCUCUAGCUUGGGCAAAGUGAGGGCCAGUUCCCAAAUUGACACAGAGCAGCGUGAAAGGAAACGGUCUGAUCAUGAGAGACUUCGGAGACCUCCACUUCCCAAGAUCAGUGGUGAGGUGUUUCUGAGUACUGGAUUUGAUGAUGGGGAGGCUAACAGUAUCCAUCGAACUUGGAAUUGGGAAAAGCAGUCCAGACACCAAGACCAACUUUCACCCAAGUCUUCACAGAAAGCAGGGCUUCAUUGCAAGGAAGCUGUUUAUGGGAGGGACCAUGGGAAAGGUGAGCACAGACAAAGGAAACACAGGCCCAGGACUCCUCCCUUCUCAGAGAGUGAGGAACAGCUCCAGCUCCAUGACACAGGAAUGAAGCCAAGAGGGAUGAAAGAAGCUCUCUCUACUCCCUCACGAGUGGCGCACAGAGAUCAGGAAUGGUAUGAUGCUGAAAUUGCCAGAAAACUGCAAGAAGAAGAAAUUUUGGCUACCCAGGUGGACAUGAGAGCAGCUCAAGUAGCCCAGGAUGAGGAAAUCGCUAGACUUCUCAUGGCUGAAGAAAAGAAAGCUUAUAAGAAGGCCAAGGAGCGGGAGAAAUCAUCUUUGGACAAAAGGAAGUACGACCCUGAUUGGAAGCCAAAAACAACUAAAUCAGCACACUCAAAGUCGAAAGAGAGUGAUGACCCUCACCGUUCUAAGAAUGACAGGCCAGCACGGCCACCACCACCUAUCAUGACGGAUGCUGAAGAUUUGGAUUACACUCAUUUUACAAACCAGCAUAAUUCCACACGUCAUUUCUCAAAAUCAGAAUCCACUCAUAAAGGUUUCCAUCAUAAGCAGUAAAACCCUAGGAAUUUGCCUUGAGAACGGACUCAUUGUAGCAAACAUUACUGGAUGAUACAGAAUGCAUUCCACACUCAUUUUUUUCCUCCUGGGUUUGUAUUCCUGGGAUUUAUCUUCAAGUGUUCUGACCAUAAAUAAUUUUAAUUUGUUUAAAAUGUUUGUUUAUUCCUGAUCACUUGGGCAGUAGAGGAAAAUCUAGCUUCUGAAUAUUGGCCACCUCUCUGCUACAUAUGCUUCCUGGGAUAUAAUGUCUAAAAGCUCUGUGAAAUAUCCUUUUUGUUAGGAAUGGAGUACUGGUAUCUAGAGACUAGGCUUUAUUUAGCAGUUAGAAUUUUGUGGAGAUUAUGAUCAGAAUAAAACAUAAUGUCUGGAAGCAAUACAGAAUAAAAGAAUAUAAGAAAUA
Molecule: messenger RNA, 1973 nt
Organism: Mustela lutreola (European mink)
Lineage: Eukaryota; Metazoa; Chordata; Mammalia; Carnivora; Mustelidae
Gene: CCDC50
Product: coiled-coil domain containing 50
Exons: 12
Coding region: 122-1570 (482 amino acids)
Cellular component (GO): cytoplasm
Molecular function (GO): ubiquitin protein ligase binding
Source: RefSeq, a predicted model, not a curated record